Gasterosteus aculeatus aculeatus (three-spined stickleback) is the source of this 791-nucleotide messenger RNA. Its product is annotated as NHP2-like protein 1. Gene Ontology annotation, cellular component: nucleolus; ribonucleoprotein complex. Gene Ontology annotation, biological process: ribosome biogenesis. Lineage: Eukaryota; Metazoa; Chordata; Actinopteri; Perciformes; Gasterosteidae. The record is from RefSeq and is a predicted model, not a curated record. Gene Ontology annotation, molecular function: RNA binding.
GUGGUCAGUGCGCAUGCGCGGUGUUCCACACGUGGGAUGAACGUUUGUGCUGCAUGCGACAGAGCAGAGAGACCUCGCGGAGCCUCCACACGUUACUUCCAUAAAGAAAACCAUUCUUACGUCUUGCUGCUCUUUUUUAAAGCACAGGUCAACGACAAUAGUCCUCCGUGAAGCAUUUCGCCGAGAGGGCCGGAUUAAAAGAAUAAAACACUCACAAUGACUGAAGCCCAAGUCAACCCGAAGGCCUACCCGCUGGCCGACGCCACGCUCUCCAAGACCAUCCUGGACCUGGUGCAGCAAGCCUCCAACUACAAGCAGCUGAGGAAGGGCGCUAAUGAAGCCACUAAAACCUUGAACAGAGGCAUCUCUGAAUUCAUCGUGAUGGCCGCGGACGCCGAACCACUGGAGAUCAUCCUCCACCUGCCUCUGCUCUGCGAGGACAAGAACGUCCCGUACGUGUUUGUGCGCUCCAAGCAGGCCCUGGGCCGGGCCUGCGGGGUGUCCCGCCCCGUCAUAGCUACCUCAGUCACCAUAAAGGAGGGCUCCCAACUCAAGCCGCAGAUUCAGUCCGUUCAAUUGGCCAUCGAGAGACUGCUCGUCUAAUUUCUGUCCGCACAACGUCUCCUGGAAAAGACCAAUUAUGUUUGAUAUAAAGAAUGAAGUUGUGAUGCAUGACCAGAGAAUAUAGAUGUUUUUCCUUUCCUUUUUUACUUAGGACACUGUGUCAAGUUCAGUGCAUCAGUUUGCUGUGGGAUGACCCAAUGCACAAUAAAAGAUUUUUUUUAUUUAAA